AUGUCAGACCGUGAGUUCGGAGGAGGAGCCGACGACCUCUCGCUCCCGAAAGCUACCGUACAAAAAAUAAUUUCCGAAAUCCUUCCGAACGAUCUUGCUUUCGCCAAAGAGACGCGCGAUUUACUCAUAGACUGCUGCGUUGAGUUCAUUACCCUAGUUUCCUCCGAGGCCAAUGACAUCGCCGAACGCGAAGCUAAGAAGACCAUCGCUGCCGAGCAUGUUGUCAAAGCGUUGAAGGACCUGGGGUUCGAGGAGUAUAUCGAGCAGAUCCAAGAGGUUGCCCAGGAACACAAGGAACAUCAGAGGUCACGCGAAAAGAAGCAGACCAAGCUGGAGCAAUCGGGACUCUCUCAGGAGGAGCUACUGAGACAACAGGAAGAGUUGUUCGGUAAUGCUAGAGCGAAAUUCAACCAGCAGGGCUCAGUCCCGGAAUAGAAUAAAACAAAUGUGGGGGUUUGGCGGGUUCGAUUGCUAGGGAAGCACAAAAUAAAUUCCAGAAUGUUCUUUUGCUUUACGAUAUCGCGAGAACUACUUGGAUCAAUAUCAUGAUUGCGGUCACACCCCUCCCCUUUUCUUCUCGGGGUUCACGUAAAAAUCGCCUGGCGUAUUUUCAGUUUGAUUUUGCUGUUUUUUCUUCCCUUUUAUUUGGGGUUUGGCUUAUUCUACGGCACGGUUGUUAGGUUUGGCACACUUUUAGGGAUGGUGGCGGCUUGUACUCAUAUCUUAUGUGUUUAUUUUUCCCGUAGA
Messenger RNA from Tuber melanosporum (Perigord truffle), 747 nucleotides. RefSeq lists its product as uncharacterized. Bases 1 to 435 code for a protein of 144 amino acids. Gene Ontology annotation, biological process: positive regulation of transcription by RNA polymerase II; negative regulation of transcription by RNA polymerase II; chromatin remodeling. Gene Ontology annotation, molecular function: TBP-class protein binding; general transcription initiation factor activity; protein heterodimerization activity. Lineage: Eukaryota; Fungi; Ascomycota; Pezizomycetes; Pezizales; Tuberaceae. The transcript is spliced from 4 exons. Gene Ontology annotation, cellular component: negative cofactor 2 complex. The record is from RefSeq and is a predicted model, not a curated record.